GAACAGCAGCAAUACUGGUACCAGCAGCACCUCCUUAGCCUGCAGCAAAGGGCAAAAGCCCAUGCUCAGGGACAGCAGCAAAUGAAAGGUCCAGUGGUGAAGGAUGCAUCCGAGCAGAGAGCAAAGUCUGAAGAAGGGAAAAUGAGUGCUUCAGCUCAGCAGUCUGAACCUCCUCCGCUUAAUGAAUCCCUGCCUCCAGCUUCCAAAGACGAUGAGUCUUCUCUUACAUCCACUGAAACUCAGCUCAAUAUUGAACCUCCCGAUGACCCUGAAGAAGAUUUGAGAUUGCAGCAGUUGCAAGCAGCAGCAGCUCAAUGGCAGCAGCAUCCCCAUCACCGGGUUGGAUUUCAAUAUCAGAGAAUAAUGCAGAAGCAUGCCCAGCUGCAGCAGAUAGUACAGCAGUAUCAACAGAUCAUGCAACAGCCUCCACACUUACAGACAAUGUCAGUGGACAUGCAGCUGCGACAUUAUGAGGCACAGCAAAAACAGUUCCAGCAGCUUCAUAAAGAUUGGGAGCGAUCAAUGAACCAACAGUGGCAGCAUCAGCUUCAAACCUACCCUCACAAAGACCAGCUUCAAGAGUAUGAGAAACAGUGGAAAGCAUGGGAUGAACAGAUGAAGGUCACUCAGUCCCAUCUGCAGGAGAAAGUGAGCUCACUCCAAAAUCUGAAGAAUCAAUAUCCUGCAAACGUUUCGCUGCCACCUCCAUUUGUUCCAUAUUCUCAAACCACUCAAGGUGGCAUUCCUAUUAUGCCUCCGACUUUACCUUCAACUACACCUCCGCUGGUCCCCCCGCCUCUCUCUUCUGUUUCUCAGUUAUCUAAUUCCUCUGUCCCUUCAGGAUCCAGUUCUCAAAGCAGUCAAUCUACUGAGACACCAAGGCCAGCUCUGCUUCCCACCCCUGGUACCUAUGCAUCCAAAAUAGCUAGUUCAACUGUCUAUUCACCUUAUCAUUCUCAAGUAAGUUCAUCCUUUGGCUCUUCAGACCACGGAAAGUCUCAAGUUCAUCUUAGUAAACAAACUGUCUCUAUUUCAUCUGAGCAAGGAUGUGGGGAACUGAAAGCCACUUCUGCAGCAUCUUCAACACAUGUACCUACCAUGCAGGAUAAACCAGUGAGAUCGGGUGGAUUGCUUCCAGAUCCUCCCAGAUCAGCACGUUUUGAAGGACCCAGAGGCCCUAGAUUUGAUGGACCUCGAGGAAGAGGAUAUGACAAAUUUGAAGGCUCAAGACAGAGAGGGCCUCGUUUUGACUCCCAGCGCUCAGAAGGAUACAGGUCACGUUUUGACCGACAGAAUACAGAUGGACAGUCUUCAAGUAGAUGGGGGACUAUCCCACGAGGACCAGCAGCACAAUUUUAUACUUCGACAAAUACAUCACAUGGACAUGGUUCCCGACCUAGUGGCCCACGGUGGAGGGGGCCUAGGCCUCAUUUGGGACAGCAGCAGCAGCAGUCACAGACUGACUCACAGUCAGAAAACAAAGAACCUUUUACAGAAGUAGCUGGCAAUCAGCAGACUGUAAGCAGAACACAGUCUGUUCCUGAUGCACAGAGCGCAGGUCCCAUUGAGUCAAAUGAGGACCUGACAAACACUCAACAGGAACCAUCCAAACCUGAAGUCAAAGAAACUAUUUCAGACCCUCCUAAAAAGUGGACAUGGAGUUCACAUGAUCCUAACCAGCAAGUAGAAGAGUCCAAAGCACCUACUCCACCUAUUCAGAAUCAGAAAUCAACAUCACUUUCUAGUAGCCCUGUAGCUUUGCAGUCAAGUAUUGCAAGAACAGGCAGUGCGGUAACCCCUGUAACAGGAAAUCAGGAUUUGGAUUCACCAGAUGGCCAGUUGAUUGCUUCAGAUAGCACCCAGGGCUUACCUGGACCAGAAGGCAGAGGGAAAGGGCCAUUUAUGCAUGAAGAUAGAGGCAAGGGACCAGGAAGCAGAGGAAGAGGCCAGGGCAGACUGGAUGAUGGCCGUGGAAGAGGGCAGGGGGAUGGCCGUGGCUGGGGAAUGGGCCGUGGCCGGGGGAUGGGCAGGAUGGACGGUGGAUUGCUUCAGAUAGCACCCAGGGCUUACCUGGACCAGAAGGCAGAGGGAAAGGGCCAUUUAUGCAUGAAGAUAGAGGCAAGGGACCAGGAAGCAGAGGAAGAGGCCAGGGCAGACUGGAUGAUGGCCGUGGAAGAGGGCAGGGGGAUGGCCGUGGCUGGGGAAUGGGCCGUGGCCGGGGGAUGGGCAGGAUGGACGGUGGCCGGGGGAUGGGAAGGAUGGACGGUGGUUGGGGAAUGGGCAGAAUGGACGAUGGCCGUGGCAGAGGAUAUGCGUACAGGGGCAGAGG
Messenger RNA from Balearica regulorum gibbericeps (East African grey crowned-crane), 2329 nucleotides. NCBI's taxonomy places the organism in Eukaryota, Metazoa, Chordata, Aves, Gruiformes, Gruidae. The record is from RefSeq and is a predicted model, not a curated record.